GUUAACAAUGCAAUUAUUGUCUAAGAACAUUCUAAAGAGAUUCACUUAUGUGCCUUUUCUUUGUUUUUCAUCUAAGAAGGAUCUCUAUGGUAAUCUAUAUUAAUUUAAAACCAGAACUAUUGGGAGUACCAAGAAAUGCUUCCUAGAAUGACAUAAAGAAGGCUUAUUAUGGAUUGGCAAAGAAAUAUCAUCCAGAUGCAAAUCCAUCAAAAGAUGCAAAGGAAAAGUUUGCAGAAAUUAACAAGUAUGAAUAAUAUGAGAAAUAGUGCAUAUGAAACAUUAUCUGAUGAAAAUAAAAGAAAAGUUUAUGAUUAAGUUGGAAUGACUGGAGAUGAAUAGGAUUAGGCUGGAGCUUAGGAUCCGUUUGCAGCAUAUAGUAGUUUUUUUAGAUAAGGAGCUAGAGGUGGCAAGGCAUAAGAUUUCUAAUUCGAUGAAUCAAUCUUUGGCGAUUUCGCAUCAUUUUUUAAUAUGGGAGGAGAAUCAGAAAGACAAAUCAAAGGAGCAGAUAUUUUUAUCUAAUUGGAAAUAUCAUUUAUGGAUAGUGUAAAUGGAGCAUAAUAGACAAUAUAAUUUGAGAAGGUUGGAGUAUGUUCUACUUGUAAUGGAACCAAAUGCAAGCCAGGAACAGCACCAGGAAGAUGCACAAAUUGUGGUGGUAGAGGCUCAAUUAAUUACAGAUAAGGAGCAAUGACAAUAUAAAUGGCCUGUACUAAAUGUAGAGGAACUGGAGUUUCAAUCAAAAAUCCCUGUAAUCUUAAUUUAUAUUAAAUAGGCACAACUUGCAAAGGAGCUGGAAUAUAGAAGUAAGCUACAUCUGAAGCUGUUAAUAUUCCAAAGGGUAUAGCUGAUGGAUAGAAUUUAAGAGUGACUGGCAAAGGAAAUGUUGGAGAAAAUGGAGGCAAGGCUGGAGAUUUGAUAAUUAAAGUGUAGGUUAAACCAGAUUCAUAUUACAAAAGAGAUGGAUAUGAUUUAAUUACCAACGCUUAUAUAUCUGUGGCUUCGGCUGUCCUUGGAGAUUAAGUUAAGAUCAAAACACUUAAUGGUGAAUAGCAAAUAAGUAUAAAACCAGGUAGCUAAGAUGGUGAAAAGAUUAGAUUAAAUGGAUUAGUAAUAUACCUAUUUAAAUUUAGGGAAUUACUAAAUUGGCACCUAAUUCUAAUCAAAGGGGUGAUUAAGUUGUGAAUCUAAAAAUUCAAAUUCCUACCUAAUUAAAUGAACAAUAAAGAAAGCUUUUUGAAGAAUUGGCGAAGGUAUAGUUAUAAUUUAAGUUUGUUAGUUAGAGAAGAGUGAAACAAAAGGGGAAUCAAAUGUUCAUGAAGGUGUCUUUGAGAAGGUUAAGAAUAUCUUCAAUAAAUGAAAUCUAUAGAAAUUGUUUAU
This is a messenger RNA of Paramecium octaurelia, 1377 nucleotides long. NCBI's taxonomy places the organism in Eukaryota, Ciliophora, Oligohymenophorea, Peniculida, Parameciidae. The record is from the annotation of a GenBank genome assembly.